CGCCUUCAGGGGGCAUGGCAGUUUUUGUGUGUAUGUAAAAAAGAAGGAAAGUAUACUAAAGAGUUCAGACCACGACCGUGCUCAUCAUUUUAAGACUUCACCUGUCGAAGAUACAGAGGAUGUUGCUCAGGGUAUCGCACUUAAAAACAUGAAUUUGUACUGGUUGAACAAGUGCAACAAGAAGCGUUCCUAAAUGUGUUCAACAGCCAACUACGCUUUCCCACCAACGAGAACCUGCGAGGUAUCUGGCAGGCUAUGUGAUGGAGUGUCCUCUAAUUUUCAUGGAGGUAGAUUUCAUGGAGCACAAGACUCAGAGAUGGACAUGGCCUGGCAGGAACUAAUGGCCAUACCUGAGCUGCAGGGCUUGGAGGCACCCGGUGAAAGCACCUAUGAAACACAAUACCCAAGCAUUGAGCCAAUGGCUCAUAUAGGUGCAUAUGAGAUGGCCCACUCUGAGCUGCCUGCUCAUUCUACAUAUGAGGGCACAACGCACAUGUACCAUGGAGGUUACUCUGAGGACACCUGUUAUCGCACAGAGGCACUGUACGAGCAUUCCCGACCUAAGCUCAACCGGAACCUGCCACCUCUCUCGUCUCAACCUCACCACUUGCCGACAGCGCUCCCUGAAAUAAGCUUGUCAGGUACCAGCCGGCCCAAUUGCAGCCUACCUCAAGGGCUGGGGGGGCGGCGCACAAUGUGGACUUUACAUGGACUAAGUUCACAUGCUCGAACAGCUGAUGAUCUGGAGUCAGAUUCAGGUUUGUCUCUAGGAUCUAGUCCACCAUUAGCCUCGCCUGAAAAUCCUGCUGCAGGAGCACCAGGUUACAAGAGUGUGGACAUUGCCAUUCCAUGUGCAGAAUCAGAACGCAUGACUGAACACAAGAAUACACACAUCAGCUACAUGACGGACUACCAAAAUCAGUCUGACUCAUAUACACAAUCUGGGUCACAACCUUAUUUCACACCGCAGCAACAUUUAAGCCAUUCACAACCUAAUGCUUUAAAACGUCAGACUUUGGGUGACGUACACAACUCAAGAAGGCCCAGCACUGGGAGCUGGCAACAUGCCAUGAAUACACAACCUCCAGGAAGUUUACAAACACCUACAAUGAGCAGGGAUGAAAGGCGGGCCAUGACGUUGAAGAUUCCCUUCCCAAUCGAUAAGAUUAUCAAUCUGCCAGUGGACGAUUUCAAUGAACUCCUGACACAGUACACCCUGUCUGAUGCUCAACUGGCACUGAUUAAGGACAUCAGGCGGAGGGGCAAGAACAAAGUGGCAGCACAAAACUGCCGCAAGCGCAAAUUGGACAGCAUAAUUCACCUUGAAAGAGAAUUGGGUGAGCUGCAGGCCACGAGGGAAAACUUGGUCCAGGAGAGGUUUGAGUUCCAACACAGUUUAGCUUUUAUUAAGCAUCACCUCACUGACUUGUAUGCUGAAGUCUUUUCUCACCUGAGAGAUGAAACUGGACAACCAUAUUCAAUAGAUGAGUACUACCUACAGCAAACUCCAGAUGGUAAAGUAUAUCUGGUGCCUCAAACAAUGAUGCAGAAGAGAGAACAUUGCUGAUGAAUGUACAUCAGAAAUAUUUACUGAAAAAUUGUGACAACUACCUAAAUGGACUCCAGUCCUUACAAAAUCUGAGCAUUGUGUAUUAUACAAUUCAUGUUUUCAAAUAAACAAGACACACCUUAUAAAAAUAUAAUUUUAUUUAAAAAAAUAAAGUGUAAAAUGUUUACCAAAAUUCAUAAAAACAUCUUCAGCACCAAUUCAGCUUUCUGUGGAAUUCUGCAAAAAAACAGAAAAGAAAAUACAAUGAAUUUCCCCUAACACAAAAUGCAGGCAUUCGUGAUGGCAAACUUGAAGAUGCACAAUUGUGUGCUUCACCGAGGGUCGUUCGGAUUGUACCUGAUUUAUCGGUUUUCAGUUCGAUGAACUUUGUUCCCCCUGAGUGCAUGCUUGACUGUACUACCUGAAAGCAGAAACAAGUCAAUA
Nerophis lumbriciformis (worm pipefish) is the source of this 1993-nucleotide messenger RNA. It is a transcript of the gene nfe2, whose product is annotated as nuclear factor, erythroid 2. The record is from RefSeq and is a predicted model, not a curated record. Gene Ontology annotation, molecular function: DNA-binding transcription factor activity, RNA polymerase II-specific; RNA polymerase II cis-regulatory region sequence-specific DNA binding. NCBI's taxonomy places the organism in Eukaryota, Metazoa, Chordata, Actinopteri, Syngnathiformes, Syngnathidae. Gene Ontology annotation, biological process: regulation of transcription by RNA polymerase II. Gene Ontology annotation, cellular component: nucleus.